GAUUCAAAGAAGCAUACAGGUUAUGUAGGAUUAAAAAACCAAGGUGCUACUUGUUAUAUGAAUUCUCUACUACAAACACUCUUUUUCACUAAUCAGUUAAGAAAGGCUGUCUAUCAAAUGCCUACAGAGAGUGAUGACUCUUCAAGGAGUGUAGCGUUGGCUUUACAAAGAGUAUUUUAUGAAUUACAGUUUUCUGAUAAGCCAGUUGGUACAAAGAAACUCACAAAAUCUUUUGGUUGGGAGACAUUAGAUUCAUUUAUGCAGCAUGAUGUACAGGAAUUAUGUCGUGUGUUGUUAGAUAAUAUGGAAAGUAAAAUGAAAGGAACUUGUGUUGAAGGUACAAUUCCAAGACUAUUUGAAGGAAAAAUGACUUCAUUUAUACGUUGUAAACAUGUGAAUUAUACUUCUACUAGAGUUGAACCAUUUUAUGAUGUACAAUUAAAUGUUAAAGGGAAAAAAAAUAUAUUUGAAUCUUUUAAAGAUUAUUGCGCUGUUGAAUCAUUAGAAGGUGAAAAUAAAUAUGAUGCUAGUGAUUAUGGUUUACAGGAAGCAGAAAAGGGCAUAAUAUUUGAAUCUUUUCCACCAGUUUUGCAUCUUCAUUUAUUACGUUUUCAGUAUGAUCCUCUUACUGAUACGAAUAUAAAGAUAAAUGACAGAUUUGAAUUUCCAGAGAAGCUUAAUUUAGAAGAGUUCCUUCAGCAUUCUGAAUCUACUCCUGCUGACUAUACACUUCAUGCUGUUUUAGUUCAUAGUGGAGAUAACCAUGGUGGUCAUUAUGUAGUGUUCAUUAAUCCCAAAGGUGAUAAUAAGUGGUGUAAGUUUGACGACGAUGUUGUUUCUCGGUGUACGAAACAAGAAGCAAUUGAUCACAAUUUCGGAGGGAAUGAAGAUGACAUUACAGUAAAACAUUGCACAAAUGCUUACAUGUUAGUUUAUAUUAGAGAUAGUGCAAUUCAUGAAGUGUUACAGUCAGUAACUGAACAAGAUAUUCCUGAGCAGUUAAUAGAAAGGCUUCAAGAAGAACGGAGACAAGAAGCAUUACGUAGAAAGGAACGAAAUGAAGCUCAUCUUUAUAUGAAUGUUCAAAUUGUAACCGAAGAUCAUUUUGCUGGUCAUCAAGGAAAUGAUCUUUUUGAUCAAGAAAAAAUUAAUUUCAGAGUAUUUCGGGUGAAAAAGGUUGCUACAUUACGCGAGUUAAUGGAACUUUUAUCAGAACAGAUGAAAUAUCCUAUCUCUAUGAUCAGGCCUUGGCCAAUCACAUACAGAACUAAUCAGACAUGUCGUCCAUUAGCUCUGGAUAUGGAAUUGGAUUUAGAUAAAACAAUUAUAGAUUUGGCUGAUAAUGCAAAUCCAUGGACAUUAUUUUUAGAAACAGUACAGCCUGAUUCUGGAAAGGAUCAUUUACCUGAUUUUGAUAAAGAAAGUGACGUUUUAUUAUUUUUCAAAUUAUAUGAUCCAAAGAACAAGAGGAUAUCUUACUGUGGUCAUACUUACAUGUCAAUUGCUGCAAAAGCAAAGGAACUUGUACCCAUUCUCAAUGAAAAGGCAGGUUUUCCUUUGGAUACCCCAUUAACAUUAUAUGAAGAAGUAAAACCAAAUAUGGUAGAGAGGAUAGGUGAUCUCGAAUUGCCUUUAGAAAAAGUUUUAGAAGAAUUGAUGGAUGGUGACAUCAUUGUUUUUCAGAGGGCUGACAUUAACAUUGAAGAUUGUGAAUUACCUACCGUUAAUGACUACUUCAGGGAUCUUUUCUACAGAGUAGAAGUGACUUUCUGUGAUAAAACAAUACCUAACGAUCCUGGGUUUACAAUGGAAUUAUCACUCAGAAUGAAUUAUGAACAGAUGGCAGUUGCUGUUGCCCAGAGGUUAGGAACAGAUCCAUAUUUGCUGCAGUUUUUCAAAGCUCAGAAUUACAGGGAUGGACCUGGAAUUCCAUUAAGAUGUACAUAUGAAGGAACUCUUAAAGAUUUAUUAGUUUAUUUCAAACCAAGACAACCAAAGAAAAUUUAUUAUCAACAGCUUAGUAUUAGAGUUAAUGAAUUGGAAAACAAAAAACAAUUUAAAUGUGUUUGGGUAAAUAGCAAGCUUAAAGAAGAGAAAGAACUAAUUCUUUAUCCUAAUAAAAACGGUUCAGUAGUCGAUUUAUUAGAAGAAGCAAGGAAACAAGUUGAUUUAAGUGACUCAGGUUCUGGAAGAUUAAGGUUAUUAGAAGUAAUUAGUUGCAAAAUUACUAAUGUUCAACGUGAAGACAUUCAGUUGGAAUGUCUUAAUGCAGCAAAUACCAAAACUUAUCGAAUCGAGGAAAUUCCAAAAGACGAACUAGAGUUAGCUGAUGAUGAGCUUCUUAUUCCUGUAGCACAUUUUCAUAAAGAGGUAUUUUCCACAUUUGGUGUUCCGUUCCUGUUAAAAAUUAAACAUAGAGAACCAUUCUCAAGAGUUAAAGAAAGAAUACAAAGAAAGCUAGAUAUUCCAGAUAAGGAAUUUGAAAAGUAUAAAUUUGCUAUAAUAUUAAUGGGUCGACCACAGUAUAUUGGUGAAGAAACCGAUUAUUCUGUUACUUUAUCUGAUUUUUUAUCUCAGCCACCACAAGGUGGUACGUUGCAGUCCAGGCCGUGGCUUGGAUUAGAACAUAUUAAUAAAGCUCCUAAACGUUCUCGCUAUAACUAUCUGGAAAAGGCCAUUAAAAUACAUAAUUAAAUCAAUAUGGUCAGAGAUGCCAAGAUAAGGUAAUGGGCCAUACUGAAAUCCUCCAGUGUUAUGCCAACCUGUGAUCACACUCCACUGUGCAAACCUCCGUGCUAGAUGUGCUUUCAACUUUUCUGCACGGCUGUGUAGGUGCAGUUCAAAUUUUACUUCUGUUUUCUCAAAACAUUUUGGUCCACCUACAUUCUGAGUCGAGUCUUCCCCAUUGGGGGGCAAGAAAAAAAAUUUUUCUUAAAACACUGCACUAAAAAGGUGGAUUAUAUUGGGUAUAAUGGUUAUCAUAUCAGUGUCCACGGUUAUUCUCCGAGGCCCUUCCCGUUGCGGACAUUUAUUGCCGAGGGGGUGAGAAACGGAAAAAAAUAAUAUUUACAAACUCUGAGAUCACGAUUUCAGUUCAAGCAGAUACCGAAAUCUACUUAGCCUAUUUCUAGUGUUUCAUCACAAACAAGAAUGGAUGUAAUAUAAUUUAAACAUUAUUUACAUGUGGUUUGUAUGAAGGAAAAUAAUAUAGUUCCGAAAUGAGGAAAAAAGCUUGAAAGUCUUCAUUGCAUAUUCUGUUUAAAAUUCUGUACUAUACAUUCAAAUAUAAAAAAUAAAAAUAAAAUAAAAAAAUAAAUACCAGCAUGUGAAAGUUCCAAAUUUUUGUGGUCUGGUGAAAACUGUCCAGUUUAUUCCUUUUGUGUUAGUUUUCUGGAAUACAUUUUGCAUGGUGGAAAAAAAAGUUGUUGCGUACGAAGCACAAAAGAUUCCAACGGAUGGCGCACUGAACUUGGCAGUGAGGAAAAGGCCCUAAUAUAUGUGUUAAAUAAUAAAAAAAAAUAAAAUAAGGAGAAGAGAAAAACUUCUCUUUUCUUCUGUGUACACCAUUUAAAUAUAUUUGCAGCUUCUGUACAGUGUGUGUACUAAAAAGUUCAAUUGCCUUACUACUCACAAAUGCUUAGUAGAAUUGUAUGGAGGAAUUUUCAAAAUAAAUUUAGAACUGUA
Molecule: messenger RNA, 3684 nt
Organism: Centruroides sculpturatus (bark scorpion)
Lineage: Eukaryota; Metazoa; Arthropoda; Arachnida; Scorpiones; Buthidae
Product: ubiquitin carboxyl-terminal hydrolase 7-like
Exons: 27
Coding region: 58-2694 (878 amino acids)
Biological process (GO): regulation of protein stability; protein deubiquitination
Cellular component (GO): cytosol; nucleus
Molecular function (GO): cysteine-type deubiquitinase activity; cysteine-type endopeptidase activity
Source: RefSeq, a predicted model, not a curated record